UUGUUUCUCUUUCUUUGUUUUUCUAUAUUUCUUGUGGGUUCUGGUCCCAUAUAUGUCUCAAAAGUGUACUCUUUUGCUGGUGAAUUUUGUUGGAACUCAGACAACUGCAUUCUCUUACGUUUACACAACUCUCGGUUUAAUUUCUUCGUUAUAUAAAUAUAUAUAUAAAAGUUGUUCAAAGUUUCAGAAUUUUGCUUGUUCUUUGUUGUUAAAACUCUUUAUACAAGUUUCCCAUUUAGGCUAUCGGAGAUUUGGUAAUUUUUGCUGUUUUUCUCUUGGUUAAAUGGCUCAAGCUGAGGAAAUUAGAGGAAAGAGGUGUAUUUCAAUGCAUACGAAUGUUUUUCCAAGAGAUCUGUUGAAUGAUAAAUUCAUGACCGGAAAAAACAUACAAGAAACUCCCAAUGAGGAUGAAAAUGAUAUAGAGCUGAGUUUGGAUCUCUCAUUAAACGGCCAUUUUGGUGUAGACCCACAAAGGGCUAAUAAACUCAAACGUUCUUCAUCAAUUACAAACUGUGUGUAUACCGGUGGUGAUGACAGUAAUAAUGGUCAUUUGUUACCUGGUUCUUCAUAUACUCCUAUAGCGAGGACGUGUUCAUUACCUGUUGAAGCCGAGGAAGAGUGUAGAAAAAGGAAGGAGAUGCAAUCUCUAAGGCGUUUGGAAGCUAAAAGAAAGAGAAUGGAAAAAUUGCAGAAUGUUAGAGUGGUUAAAGAAAAGGUUGAUUUGGACCUGCGUCUUGAAGAAAAUGUUCAGGUCGUUGGGGGAAAUAAUAAUAAUAAUGAGGGUAAUAAUGGGAAUUCAGUGCCGUUGUCACAAGGGUCUAUGGGUUCUCAUGGGAGUGGUUCUUCAGGAGUUUCUGAUUUUGGGACUCAACCCAUUCAAGGGCCAGGUGAGCGUACUGGGGCAAAUACUCCGACUAGCAUCAAGCCCUCAGAGCAAGAGCAUGAAAGGAAACAGGUAGAUAGACCACCUGAAACCACAACUGAAAAAUCACCUAGCACAUGUGACAGAAGCGCUAGCAAGGAAGCAAAAGAAAUGUUAAAAAAUUUCAUGCUCGACAUGCCUUGUGUUUCCACAAAGGGCGACGGGCCAAAUGGUAGGAAGAUUGAAGGAUUUUUAUACCGAUAUAAGAAGGGAGAGGAACUGAAAAUAGUAUGUGUUUGUCAUGGUAACUUUCUCUCCCCAGCUGAGUUUGUGAAGCACGGUGGUGGUGGUGAUGUUGCCAACCCGUUGAAGCAUAUCGUUAUCAAUCCUUCACCUCUGUUGAGAUGAUGCCAGCGGAAUUCUAGAUGGCGUUAAAUAAAAAAAGGGUAAAGCUUCAAGAGUUCAGCUUUAGUAUCGUCGUUUAUCUUCUUUUGUAACUUGGACUAAAGUUUUUUUAUUUUCCGGUAGAUAGUAUAACAACUUGGACUAAGGUUCCUUUGUUUUUCGGUAGAUAGUAUAGUUUUUCGCUGGAUGUUGAGUAAUCAAUUGGCAAGUUUAUCAUCUUUCUGCAAAAAAAUCAAGAAUUUCCUUU
This is a messenger RNA of Lycium ferocissimum, 1514 nucleotides long. Its product is annotated as ninja-family protein AFP3. The transcript has 2 exons. NCBI's taxonomy places the organism in Eukaryota, Viridiplantae, Streptophyta, Magnoliopsida, Solanales, Solanaceae. Gene Ontology annotation, cellular component: nucleus. The coding region runs from base 284 to 1270 and encodes 328 amino acids. The record is from RefSeq and is a predicted model, not a curated record. Gene Ontology annotation, biological process: negative regulation of DNA-templated transcription; signal transduction.